AUGAUUGAAACCAGUCUCUUAGCUCCAUUGACACAUUUGAGAGAGUUGAAUAUUUCGAAUAAUCGUAUCACAUUUGGAAAACUACCGAAUGAUAUUUUUUCGUCAUUAAAUAGACUCACAAAACUUGUGAUGGAUGCCAUGGGAUUGAAAAAGUUACCAACAUCUCUCAAUACUCUUACAGAACUUAAAUAUCUUUCCAUGGCGAAUAACAAACUCACCACAUUCAAUUUAUUGAAUGACGAAAUUGGAAAACCAAAACAAUUAUGGAAUAAUUUAACACAAUUAGAAUAUUUAAAUUUAGCAGGAAAUAGGUUGAACAGAUUUCCAAAACAAUUAUGCAAUUGUAAAAUGUUAGAAAUUUUAAUUUUGUCGAAUAAUCGAAUUACCAAUGAAUUACCUGAAGAGAUUGAGAAUUUAACCAAAUUGAAUACUCUAUUUCUGAACGGAACCAAAAUAUCUGCAUUGGAAAUUCACAGAAACAUGGAACGACUGGGAACUCUUGCUCAUUUAGAAUUGGGUCACAAUCCAAAUAUCCACACCAUACCACCUCCCAUUUUUAACAUUUCCAAAUUGGAAUCUCUUUCUUUGAACCAAGUUCCAUUCACAUACCUGCCAGAUGAAAUUGGAAAAUUGAAAAAUCUUACCUGUCUUGACUUGUAUGGCUCCAAAAUUACGACCUUACCUGAAACGAUUGCUGAACUGACCAAUUUAAGAGAGUUGGAUUUGCGAUUUUGUCGAGGAAUUCGAGAAUUUCCUAAAGCUCUAUUUGGAGAACAAGUGAAAAGUAGUACCAUUUCACAUACGUCUCCACUCACUCGUUUAAUACGGUUGAGUAUGAGCUCAACACUCAUCGAAUCUGUGCCUGAAGAAAUUUCCUGUCUCACUGGUCUUCAAACUCUCCUUCUCAAUGAUUGUCCACUUUUAGCUGAAAUUAAUGGUAUUGAGAAAUUAGUGAAUUUAGUGGAAUUGGAUGUCAGUAAUUGCAUUUCGUUGGCUGAACCUCCACCAGAUGUUUGUGAAAAAGGUCUUUUUGCCAUUCGUGAGUAUUUACGAGCCAAGAAUGAGAAGCCGUCCUUCUUCUCUUCCUUAUUUGACUCUGUUUUCGGCAGUAGUAACCAUUCAAAGAAGGACACUUCACCAUCGUCAUUUUCAAGUCCAAAAGUCUCUGCAAUCAGUGCAGAAGCAACUACUCUUGACGAUGGUGAACAUGGUGGUGCAGUUGACACUUUGAAAUCGUCAUCAUCACCUCUUCUCGACAACAUUGAGCACAGAGAAAUUCUUGUGGCACCAUCCACUUCGAGUAUCAAUCACGAUGGAGGACAAGUGGUUAAAAACAAAGGGUCCAUUUCUGCAGAGGAACAAGAGGAGAAUGACGACGACUUGUUUGAUGACGACUUGGACAGUCGUAAGAAAAAGAAGACCAACAACGAAAACACAGCGACUAGCACACUCAAGUCGUUCUUUUCAUUUUGGAAAUAA
Messenger RNA from Naegleria fowleri, 1479 nucleotides. RefSeq lists its product as uncharacterized. The transcript has a single exon. The record is from RefSeq and is a predicted model, not a curated record. Bases 1 to 1479 code for a protein of 492 amino acids. Lineage: Eukaryota; Heterolobosea; Eutetramitea; Acrasida; Naegleriidae. Gene Ontology annotation, molecular function: protein binding.